Trichoderma virens Gv29-8 is the source of this 792-nucleotide messenger RNA. RefSeq lists its product as uncharacterized. NCBI's taxonomy places the organism in Eukaryota, Fungi, Ascomycota, Sordariomycetes, Hypocreales, Hypocreaceae. The coding region runs from base 186 to 488 and encodes 100 amino acids. The transcript is spliced from 2 exons. The record is from RefSeq and is a predicted model, not a curated record.
GAAGCUACAAAACAAAAGCCGACGUUCUUACACGAAGCUUCUCUCUCUGCACACCAACUUGUCGAGAAAGCUGCAACCACAGCAACAACAAAAUAACAACGCUACAUAAUACCAACACUACAGAACUUGUUGCAAAUAUACAUCCGUCUCCAUUUUUGAAUAUACCCCUACAGCCCCUCUUCAAAAUGAACUCGACUGUUCGAGGCUUCUCAACCGCGGCGAGAGUGCACCCGCCCUUUUUGCCACAUCUCCGCCCAUCGCCGCGCCGAGCCCCGAUCCGACGCUGGCUAAAAACCGCCGUCGUAAUCACUGCCGUCGGCUACGCCUCCAAAUCCUACAUCGACACCACCCGCGCUCAGCGCCGCGCAACUGCUCUGGCCCUCGAAAACGACUCCCUCGAGAGGCAGCGCAUCAUGGACAGCAUGUACGGCGGGCGCGAGAGCCUGGAGGAUCUGGAGAAGGGCAUUGCAGAGUAUGGGAAGAGGUAACCACUGAGGAAAGAAAAAAACCAACAACAACAACAAAAAACGAAAAUCAAUUUGUUAUACACAAAAUACGUCGAGGCAUUCGGGUGGGGGGGAUUUGCAUCAGAGCCAAGGGGUGCCCUUGAGCGAGCAUACAUGGGACUGGGAGUUUUCAUAUAUACACUGGCCGGGCAUUAUUAUAUUUCUUUUGUUUGAUGGACUGAAAGGGACUGGGGGAAAGGAGUUUUCGUGGCUGGCAUUAUUCUACAUCGACAUAUACAGAUCCGCGGCAGCGGGCGAAUUGAUGGCUUCAUCGCCAACUUCACUC